Molecule: messenger RNA, 1081 nt
Organism: Psylliodes chrysocephalus
Lineage: Eukaryota; Metazoa; Arthropoda; Insecta; Coleoptera; Chrysomelidae
Source: the annotation of a GenBank genome assembly
CAAGUAUUUUGGUAUUAGGCAUGAUAGGGAUAUAACAGUAAGCAUUGUUUUUUGUCAAAAGUCUUAAAAAAUCAUUAUUGUGAUCGCAGUUUAAAAUUAAAAGGGUACGUUUUCCAUGCGCGAGGCUACGAAUUUUUUGAUAUCCCCUCUUAGUAUAACUCAGGGGCUACUAAUAUGCAUCUAGCCCACCUCUGGUCUAUUGUUUAAACUUUUCCAGAAAACAAACAGUGUUCCGUUCAACAACUUAUUACGUAAUUCUGUACAUUUUUUUAUUGACGAUAUACUACUCAGGUUCACUGUAGUGUAAAUGAACAAGAUUUUUUUUACGUGAAGCCCGAGGUGUGCAAACGAAACACGUACAGAAUUGAAAUAAAAUAGUAUAAAGGUCGAUCAAAGUGAGCAACUAAUGCAGAUCCUUAAAGAUGCUGGCGAUAAACUUGACCUCGGUGUGUUUUGUUGUAACAAUUCUUGUUUCUAAUGUGUCAUCUUACGGUGAAUAUGUUCCCAAAUCAAUCUUCUUAAUCGAUGAAUUAGGACAAAUAACCAAUGAAUACAAAGUAAGAAGCAGACGUGACUUGGAGAAUGUAAUUCUAAGAUUCAGAAGAUCGCCAGGAAAUAGCCAGGGCGGUGGAUCUGCUAAUUCAUAUUCUGGUUCAUAUUCACAUUCUGGAGCAGAUGGAGGGUCAUCAUAUAUCCCAGAUUUCAGCAAUUUUGCAGCAAAUUUCCCAUCGAAUUUGGAAGAUAUACAAAGGCAAGCUGAAAGCUUUGCAAACGUACAUGGUAGAAGUGGCGGUGCACCACUUCCAGAAGACUUAGGCUACAGAGGGCCCAUACUUUUCAGCAGAAGUGGGGUAGGUAAAGGAACAGGUGUAAAAGUGUCAGGAGCUGCUCAGGGACCUCGCGGUGCAUUCAGUUCUUCAUCAUCGUCUGUAGAUGAUCAAGGAAAUGUCAAAUAUGAUGUCAAAUCAGGAAAAUAUUAAGAACAGAUAAUAAAAAUACUUACCUGUUAAUGACUAGAUUAUGUAAAUAUUUAUUUUUUUUAUUGAGUCACACUUAUAAAAUAAAAAUACACAAACAUGCA